This is a messenger RNA of Nymphaea colorata (pocket water lily), 4573 nucleotides long. Its product is annotated as translocase of chloroplast 101, chloroplastic-like. Bases 234 to 3995 code for a protein of 1253 amino acids. Gene Ontology annotation, cellular component: chloroplast outer membrane. NCBI's taxonomy places the organism in Eukaryota, Viridiplantae, Streptophyta, Magnoliopsida, Nymphaeales, Nymphaeaceae. The transcript is spliced from 5 exons. Gene Ontology annotation, molecular function: GTPase activity; GTP binding. Gene Ontology annotation, biological process: protein targeting to chloroplast. The record is from RefSeq and is a predicted model, not a curated record.
CAGAGAAAGGUAGCUGAGGGAAAUGGGAACUCUUUUCUAGAGGGAAUGAGAGAGAGAGCGGGAGGGACGGCGGAGGAGAUAGGGCGCUUUUUCACGGCUCUCCAGGACACUCUUAUCGCAGACGCCUUCAUCUUUCUUCACCCUCAGCGGAUCAGCAAAGUAAGAAAGAGCUUCCGAGCAAGGUGGUUAAGUGACAGAUUAAGGUGUGACUUGCAGUAGAAUUUCACUUGAUCAUGACGGUGAACAGUGACACCGUUGUUGAAAAUGGAUGUGGUUCAGAGCAGUUGGGAUUGACUGAGGAGGAGAAGAUGGUGGUGGAAAGGUUGGCUGAUGAAGUGAAGGAUGUGGACGGAGAAGAUACAUUUGAGGAAGCUAUUGAGGGAGGAGAAUCUAGAGUGUCUCUGGAGGAAGAAGAAAAAACGGUUGAAAGUGGGGGUGGGAAGGUGGACGAAAUGAAGCAAGAGUCUCUGGUGACCGACGAAUCAGAGUCUUUUGAAGAAGCGAUGGAGCUUCCUUCUCAAGAAGGGAAUGGAGAUGUGGUAAAUAGUGACUGUCUUGGACCUUCGACAGCUAGUCUCGUGGAACGUGCAUGGGAGUUGGAAAUUGGUGGAAGCAGGAAACAUACAAGUGAAGCUGGAGAACAACAAGGAACGGUUGGUCCUCUGCAUUGUAGUAAUGAAAAUGGAGAAGUGAGUAACGUUCUGGUGGGCGGCGAUGUGGAAGAUGUGCAGUGUGGCAAAGAAGAAUCCCGUAAGGAGAGUGCUGUUGCUCAAGAGAAGGUUGAAGGUGGGGUCAUUCAACAUAUGCAAGUUUCUUCUAAUGAAUUAUGUGAUGCUGAUUCUGAUAUUGUUGAUCAAAAGCGAGAGACUAUGAAUCAAUUUCCGGAGGAUGUUUUUGCCAGGAUAGAAAUUCCCAUUAAAAAUGCUGAUAUUGACGACAAAGAGGGAGGGGAAAAUCUGCUUUACAAGGAUGUUUCUACUGGGGCAGGCAAGAGAAAUCUGCCUGCUCCGGUUGAAUCAUUUGUGGAUGAUACUGCAACUGCAGAGAAGGAACACACUAAUGGAACAUUUAGAAAAGAAGAAGGAGAAACCAGCGGUACGUCCACAGGAGAUAUUGAUAACCUGUUUGGUUCACCUGAUGAAGUGGAAGAGCUGGAUGCUGCGGAAGCAGAAGAGUUGAUCUUUAGUGAGACUGAAAUCUUUCCAAGGGACCAUGAUGAGGCAACUUCUAAAAUUUCUUCUGAAGAAGAAUCAGAGCCAUCUAUACAAUUGAGAUCAGUUGAAGAGCUGCUGCACAAACAUGUGUUCCAGUCAACCAUAACCAGUGAGAAUUUGAGUGUGAAAAUGUCAACUAAUUCAUCAGCUGAAAGUUCCAUGGAUGUUCCUGUUCCUCCAAGCCAUCCUGUGGGUCUUGGCUCCUCUGUACCUUUACUAGAGCCCAUUUCUCGUGCCAAGCUUCAAUCCCGGUCUAAUGAAAUUGUGUCACCUUCUUCAUCUCAGACUUCUAAAUUUGGUACAGAAGAAAACGACAAGGUGCAAGGGUCUCUCCUUCACAAAGAUACUCAAUCUGAAAAUUCUGCUAGUGCAAUUUCUGGAAAGCAGCUUGAAAAACAAAAGUCACAAACCAUGAAGUUGGAUAAGCCAAGUGAAGCUAAAACUCGCGAAAAGCUAACGGUCACUACCGAUGAAUCAGGUACAAAACCCAUUGGAAAUUCAUCCACUGGAGGUUCAAGUGAUAGCUUUCGCCCACCACAUCCUGCUGGGCUUGGAUCAGGUGCAUCCUUGCUACAGCCUGCCUCUCGUACCCAGCAGCAAGCACAAGCUAAUGGAACUAGAUUGCCUGUGACCGAAGAAACUGUCAAUGGGGAAACAGAUGAAGAUAGUGAGACACGUGAAAAACUUCAAAUGAUUCGUGUGAAAUUUUUGCGCCUUGCUCACAGGCUUGGUCAAACUCCACAUAAUCCUGUGGUGGCCCAGGUUCUUUACAGGCUUGGUCUGGCAGAGCAGCUUCGGGGGAGUAGGGCUGGGGCUUUUAGCUUUGACAGAGCAAGUGCACUGGCUGAGCAGUUGGAAGCAGCAGGACAGGAUGCCCUUGAUUUCUCUUGCACCAUCAUGGUGCUUGGAAAGACUGGAGUUGGUAAGAGUGCUACAAUCAAUUCUAUAUUUGACGAGGCCAAAUUUACUACAGAUGCAUUUCAGAUAGGCACAAAGAAAGUCCAGGCUGUUGUUGGAACAGUUCAGGGAAUCCAAGUUAGAGUAAUUGACACUCCAGGACUACUGACUUCCUUUCUUGAUCAGCGUCACAAUGAAAAAAUCCUCAAUUCUGUGAAAAGCUUUAUCAAGAAGACUCCUCCUGAUAUAGUUCUGUAUCUUGAUCGCCUUGAUAUGCAGAGCAGAGAUUAUGGAGAUCUACCAUUGUUACGUACUAUAACUGAUAUUUUUGGACCAGCAAUUUGGUUUAAUGCCAUUGUAGUCUUGACUCAUGCUGCUUCUGCACCACCUGAAGGGCCAAGUGGCACACUCAGUUAUGAAACAUUUGUUGCACAGCGCUCUCAUGUUGUUCAACAGGCCAUCCGUCAAGCUGCAGGAGACAUGCGACUCAUGAACCCUGUUUCAUUGGUGGAGAAUCACUCUGCUUGCAGGACAAACAGGGCAGGGCAGAGAGUGUUGCCUAACGGGCAGGUGUGGAAACCACACUUGCUGUUGCUCUCUUUUGCCUCAAAGAUACUUUCAGAAGCUAAUGCACUGUUGAAGUUACAAACAAAUCCUCCGGGAAAGCCUUUCAGAGUGCGUUCCAGAGUUCCUCCUCUACCAUUCCUCUUAUCUUCUCUUCUCCAGUCGAGACCUCAGUUAAGAGUUCCCGAAGAACAAUUUGGUAAUGAUGAUGCCAUGGAUGACGAUUUGGAUGAGUCAUCUGAUUCUGAUGAUGAGUGUGAAUAUGAUGAGCUGCCUCCUUUUAAGCGCUUGACCAAGGCACAAAUAUCUAAGUUGAGUAAAGAGCAACGGAAAGCCUACUUUGAUGAACUGGAUUAUCGAGAAAAGCUUUUCAUGAAAAAACAAUUGAAAGAGGAGAGGAAACAACGUAAGUUGCUGAAGAAAAUGGCAGCAUCAGGCAAACAAGGGUCGCAGAUGGAUAACGAAAACAUGGAGGAAGGUGGUGGUUCUGCAACAGUGCCUGUACCUAUGCCAGAUAUGGCGUUACCUGCUUCUUUUGAUUCAGACAAUCCUACACACAGGUACCGUUACCUUGAUUCCUCAAACCCGUGGCUUGUGAGGCCAGUAUUUGAAGCUCAUGGCUGGGACCAUGAUGUUGGUUAUGAAGGGUUAAAUGUAGAAAGGUUGUUUGUGGUAAAAGACAAAAUUCCAUUGUCCAUUUCUGGUCAAUUUAGUAAGGACAAGAAGGAGUCCAAUCUACAGUUAGAAUGUGCAAGUUCAAUAAAACAUGGAGAAGAAAAAGCAACCUCUUUAGGUUUUGACAUGCAGACAGUUGGAAAAGAGAUUGCGUAUACAUUGCGUGGUGAAACAAGAUUCAGUAAUUACAGAUGCAACAAAGCUGCAGCUGGUCUUUCUGUUACGCUUCUAGGUGAUGCACUGUCAGCUGGACUAAAGUUUGAGGACAAGUUAAUGCUUCACAAGAGGUUCAAGGUCGUGAUGAGUGGUGGUGCUAUGGCUGGAAGAAGUGAUGUAGCUUACGGUGGUAGUCUGGAAGCCACUCUCCGAGAUAAAGAUUAUCCUAUAGGCCGGAGUUUAUCUACCUUUGGUCUCUCCAUCAUGGACUGGCAUGGAGAUCUUGCUAUUGGGUGUAAUCUACAGUCUCAGUUUCCUGUGGGAAGAAGCACGAACAUGACUGCUCGUGCAAACUUGAACAACAGAGGUUCUGGCCAAGUUAGUGUUCGGUUGAAUAGUUCAGAUCAGUUGCAGAUAGCUCUUGUUGGUUUGCUCCCAUUGCUACGAAAUAUUAUCAAUAACAGGUUGAAUUCUCAGUCCAUGUCAUAGAUAUAGGGAGAAUACAUCUAGACCAAGCUGCAGUUUAUCAAUAUAUUGAAAUUAAUGUGAUUGAAGACGUCCAUUUUGGUCGGCAUGACAAGGAGCAAAAUAAGAUGCUGACUCAUGUCUCUUGGGCAGAGUUCCAUUAUGAUAUAUCUUUUACACUUUCUUCUUGGAACUAUCUUGGAAUUUUAUUCAUUAGCUUGAUUAGGUAGAUUAUUAUUGUUAUUAUAUUUUUUAGAUUUUUUUAACUAGUGAGCAGUGCCUGUGUAGUUAUUUAGGAAGUGGGUUUAGAAGUCUUUGGAACGAGGCAGCAGUUCUUUUUCUGAGCUUCAUGCAAUUUUUGUGAUAAAUUUGUCUCUGUGGAGCGUAUAAUGAUCGAAAUUUUGUUGUCAGCUAAAAGCCGUAAUAAAGUGUGGCUGUGGUCGCCCCUAUUAAAGGCUUGGUGCUAUUACCUUUGUUUGUAAUGAGACCUCCAAUACUCUAUCUGAAUCUCUACCUCCCAGGAAAGUUUACUGCCAGUUGCAGUUGGUACGGUCAUCGGUUUGUAGAAAGCUUUGAUCUUAUAAGGAAAUUUUUUUCCGUCA